GGAAGGCAAGCGCCCCAUAAAAUGAGUUCAACCACUGGAACGAAGAGAGAAAACAGUUCAACCGGCGUAGUAUCGUAACACCGGCUUUAAAAUCACAGUGGAUGCUACACGCGUUUACUAAAUCGAAUGCCAGUAACAGUUUUUCUUUUUUGGAGAAGUGAUGUUUACGGAGUGAGAGAGAACUUGAUCUGCCAAACCACCUGUAUAAGCAGCGCAGCCAAAAGGACCUGUUGCUAACUUCAAGAAGAUACAGUUUAUGUUGCUUUCACCGCUGGUGCGUGUUUUCACAUCCAUUACAUGUGAGUGUAUUUAGUGAUAUUACGUGCUUUUCUGAGUUGCUGGAUUGGUAAACAAAGUAGCGUGCUUCAAAUAUUCAGCAUAUUUGCUCAAAAAUUAUGAUUUGAAACGUGAACCGUUUGAGUGAUUCAGAAGUUAUCCGUGGAGUUAUUUCUCGGUGUUGACUGCUGAAAUUCCAAAGUUUUCCGAUCAUCCAAAGUUUAAAUUGUGUUCAUAUUUUGUGUGAAAUGUGUUUAGGUCAUCGUUAAAAUUUAGAAAUGUGCUAUGCAAUUUAAAAGUGACUUCAAAAUGUGUGUUGUGUUUCUGAUUAUGAAUCAGUGCUUAGUGAUUGAUGCAUCCGGUCUUCAAAACGUUAUCAUUUCAAGGUGCAAGAAUGUAAACAGUUCUCAAGGCUAGCUGCGAAACGGGGUAAGUUUUAUUUUCAAUUUUAUUUAAAAUUGAUAUAAGUUAUGCAAUAUGCUAAAGUUGGAAGCAAAAGAAUGCAGUUAUUAAAUGCUACAGUAAUUAAUGCCAAUAUUGAUUAUACUGUAACAAGGACUACUAGGUUAAGUCAAAAUAAAGCUAAAGUAAAAUGUGAAUGGCCUCCUCCUAGGACUAGGUUUACAAUUAGCUUUAGGAUUCAGAUGAGGACCAACGUUGUCUUAGUUAUUUUAGCGCUUUUGCUGUUUCUUGUGCGCUUUACUCAAGGACAAGGGCCCGGCCCUCAGGCUGCCGGGCUAUCCAUGAGGUCACGUGAAGCCGAUAUGCGGUUUCAGUUUGAAAUUGAAGAGGGCCAACCUCCAGGAACUGUAGUAGGAAGUAUACCUACCAAGCCAAAUUUUACGUAUCGAUUUAACGAGCGUCCUCCUGAAUUUCUUCUCAAUGGCUCAACAGGUGUUAUAACAACAGCUAUGGAAAUCGAUAGGGAAGAGUUAUCUAGUGAAAGAUUUGAUUUAGUUAUUUUGAGUAGUCAGCCUACUUAUCCGCUGGAGGUUCGAAUAGUUAUUUUAGACAUCAAUGACAAUUCCCCAUAUUUUCCGGAACCCAGUAUUGAAGUUUCUUUCUCUGAAAGUGCCAAUAUAGGAACUAGAGUGAUACUGGAUACUGCAACGGAUGGGGAUGUUGGCGUUAAUGACGUAACUACUGAUUAUAAAUUAGUGUCUGGAAAUGAUGAAGGAAAAUUUAGACUGGUUGUCACUACAAACCCUAGUGGAGAGACGCCGUAUUUACACCUAGAAACAACUGGUCGCCUUGAUAGGGAAAUAAAAUCCUUUUAUCAGUUAAAUAUUUCUGCCCAAGAUGGAGGAACUCCUCCUCGCUUCGGUUAUCUGUUGGUAAACAUUACAGUUUUAGAUGUAAAUGAUAAUCCUCCAAUAUUUGACCACAGUGAUUAUUCUGUGAGUUUGAAUGAAAGUGUGCCUCCUGGUACUAGCGUCCUUCAAGUAAGAGGAACUGAUAAUGAUAUAGGGGACAAUGCUAAAAUAACGUAUUUUCUUCGUGACACUGAGAGUCAAUUUACCAUAGAUCCCCAAACUGGUGUGAUUUCCACUUUAGAGGUUUUAAAAUGUGAACAAAAUUGCCCGACUCAAGACAAAUGCCCUAAAAGUUGUGUUUUUACAGUUAUUGCCCGUGACCAUGGGUUUCCCCAUCAAGACGGGAGAGCUUAUGUAACCGUCACUCUUCUGGAUGCAAAUGAUCAUGAUCCUACCAUAAAAUUUCGAUUUUUUCCACCGGAAGGUGUCUAUGCCACAGUUGAUGAAAAUGCACAGAAUGCAUCUGUAGUUGCUGCAGUGAGCGUUAUUGAUUGUGAUGAAGGUCAAAAUGGUGAAACUUGGGUUGAGAUCCAAGGCGGAAAUGAGCUUGGUCACUUUCGGCUCGAAUCCACGCCCAGCUUUGAUCUCGUCCGUGUUAAUGGCGUCCUUGACCGUGAACAAAUUAGCAAGUACAAUCUCACGAUCACUGCAACGGAUCGUGGUAUUCCUCCUCGCAGUUCUACUGCUUUUCUAAUAAUACAUGUGAAUGAUGUCAAUGAUCAUGAACCUAUAUUUGAGAAAAAUGAAUACUCGGCUGUUCUAGCAGAAACAGUAUUGGUUGGUACCUAUGUUGCUGGUAUUAGCGCCACAGAUGAGGAUACUGGAGUUAAUUCUGAUAUCUAUUAUGCCAUAGUUUCCGGCAAUGAUAGACGUUGGUUUGAUAUUGAUGUUCAUACUGGGUUAAUUACCACGUCCCGUGUGCUCAAUCGAGAAGAUCAAGAUUACGUUGAGCUUAAAAUAUCCGCUAGGGAUGGUGGUCCUAACCCUCGAUGGACGUAUACAUAUCUUAGGAUACAAAUACUUGACGAAAAUGACGAAGCACCAUCUUUUGCCGAACCCUUAAUGAAUGUAACAUUAAUUGAAAGUGCUCCGCCAAAUUCUCUUGUUGCUGUUGUUACAGCUGUAGAUAAUGAUUUGGGUACUAAUGGUAGUGUUGAGUAUUCUUUCCAUCCGGAUGUUGAACGUCUUUAUCCAAAUAAAUUUUUUCUUGAUUCGACUUAUGGUAGAUUGACUCUUAAGCAGCAACUAGACAGAGAAGAAAAUGAAGUUUAUGUUGUGCCAAUAAUAGCUAGGGACGAAGGAACUCCAUCGUUAUCUUCAACUGCUACUGUUCGUAUUGUUUUGCUAGAUGUUAAUGAUAACAAACCUUACUUUUACCCAAAGCAAUAUUUUCACACUUUAAGACCCUCCGAUACCAUAGGAACUAUUGUAGCACGUCUUACGGCUACUGAUGCUGAUAUUGGUAAAAAUGCUAAGGUUGUAUACAAUUUAGUUAGUGGUGGAGAAGGAAAAUUUGAAAUAGAUGAAAUUACUGGUAUCGUUAAAACUAAAAUGCACUUAAGUAAACGAGAAAUGUCAAAAUAUGAAAUAAUAGUAUCUGUUCAAAAUCCUGAUGACAGAAAAAUGUCAGAUCAAGCUGUGAUAUAUGUAUAUGUCGGAGAUACUCAACAUCGUUCUAUUCAGUUUGAUCACAACAAAGGAUAUAAUUUCGUGAUAGAAGAAGAUAUGAAAAAUUCAGAGCCAAAUCUGGGGAGGGAAGCAGGAAGAGUUUCAGUGAGUAGAUCUGUUAGAUCUGGAGUCAAAUAUUCGAUUAUAAAUGGAGAUCCUGAAGGGUGGUUUCAGAUAGAAGAAUCCCUUGGUAUUAUUAGCACUGCGCGUUCAAUCGAUCGAGAAAUCCAAUCUCAGUUUUCUCUUGAAAUUGUUGCAUAUGAUUUCUUGGGAUUUACUCAAACCACGGUUAAUAUUACUAUAACAGAUCUUAAUGAUUUUCCUCCAACUUUCGAACAUCCAAGUGGAUCAAUAGAAGUGAUGGAAGACUGGCCAGUUGGACAUGAGGUUUAUCUCGUCAAAGCUUAUGAUUUGGAUAUGGGACCAAAUGGUAGGAUAGAAUAUUCUUUAUCUGCUCAACCUCACAACACAUUUUAUAUUGAUAAAAUGGCUGGUAUGAUUUAUUUAAAUAGACCUGUAAGAUUUGAAGUUGGGAGUCAGUAUGAAAUUGUUGUAACUGCUCGUGAUCUUGGCGUACCUUCGCUGUAUUCAAAAUUAGAAUUAACGGUAGUGAUAAAGGAUGUCAAUGACAGAACACCUGUGUUUGAUCACGCAUCAUAUGAAACAUCACUACUAGAAUCAGUUCCUGCUAAUGAUAGAUUUUUUCUUCUGAGAGCAACUGACGCAGACUGCGGAAUAAAUAAGCAAAUAACAUACUCUAUAACGGUUGGUAAUGAUGAAAACAGAUUUGGGAUUUUUCCGGAUGGCUACUUAUACGUGAAGAGACCAUUGGAUCGUGAAAAGCGAGACUUUUACUCACUCACUGUGACUGCUCAGGAUAAUGGCAUAGAACCUCGCAGUUCGUCAGUGAAUAUUGUAAUUCAUAUAAUAGAUGAAAAUGAUAAUAAUCCAACUUUUGACAAUAAAACAUUUCAGUUUUAUAUAGCUGAAAAUGAACCACCAGAUACGUAUGUAGGCAGGCUGUCUGCAGAAGAUUUGGAUAAAGGCCGCAAUGCUGAACUUACUUAUACUAUCACGAACAUACAAAGUGAUUUUAUGAUCAAUCCGAAAACAGGAUUCAUAAGAACUUUAUGCUAUUUUGAUCGAGAACAACUGGUUGAGGCCUCUGGACAUGAUUAUUUAGUUAUGGACGCAGUAGUUAUGGAUGGAAGUGUUACUAGAUUGAGAGAUGAAGCUAAAAUUAUUGUCCACGUCACAGACGUGAAUGACAACGCACCAACUUUUAUACGUGUUCCAUACCAUGCUGCGAUUUCUGAAGGAUCUUCGAUAGGAACGCAAGUUAUUCGUAUUACUGCUGUGGACUUGGAUGAUGGAAUUAACGGCAAUAUACAGUAUUCUAUUGUGAAUGGAAAUGCUGAGGAAGUUUUCCAGAUCGAUGAUAUAACUGGUCAAAUUACUGUAUCUAAGCCACUAGAUAGAGAAACAAAUCCUCGUUACAUAUUAACUGUCAUGGCUCGAGACAUGGGCGAAGAUAUUUCGCAUAAUACUACAGCUCUUGUUAGUGUGGAUGUGUUAGACGAAAAUGACAAUGUACCCCGUUUCGAUAAUGCUACUACUAGACUGAUAAAUAUAAGUGAGGAUGCAGCUGUUGGAUCAAGGAUUUUUACAUUUUCAGCUACUGAUAAUGAUUUAGACGUGAAUGCUGAAGUUACAUUUUUAGUAGCUUCCGGAAAUUUCAAGGAAACAUUUCGAAUCGAUGGCCCUUCUGGAUCACUGUAUUUAGCUAGACCUCUUGAUUAUGAAGACAAGCAUAAUUAUGUUUUGAAUGUCUCUGCGACAGAUGGAGGAACUCCGAGAUUGUCAACAACAAUACAGGUUGUCGUGGAAGUUUUGGACGUAAAUGAUAAUGCACCCCGUUUUUCUAGUACUGCAGUUGUAAGACAAAUAGAAGAAAGCAUACCACCGAAUACCCCUGUUGUAACUCUGACUGCUCAGGACCGAGAUUCAGGAGUAAAUGGAAAGAUACUUUUCAACAUAUCGCAUCAAGAACCUCCUGGAAAUCAUUUUGCAAUGCAGGCUGAAACCGGGGUUUUAUAUACUACAAAAAGUAUUGACCGAGAAUAUAGCGACACUUUUCGCUUGACAGUUGUAGCUACUGAUCAGGCGGAAGAUCCAUCAAUGCGAUUAUCUGUUGAAAAAACAGUAACUAUAAUUGUAGAAGAUAUCAAUGACAAUGCACCGACAUUUGUGUCAAUGGAUGCAGGCGUUUUGCCUGGAGGCAUAGAGAAAGGUUAUAAAAUCAUGACUUUGUCCGCUAGUGAUCCUGAUGCAAAUAACAAUGGUAUGGUUACUUAUGAAUUAGAAGGUGGAGACUCAGCCUUAUUUAGUCUCGAUAGGCUAACUGGAGAUUUAUAUACUUCUCGAUCUAUAGACCGACCAGCAGUCACGUAUACACUCACAGUGAAAGCAACUGAUCAAGCUGUCGUGUCCGUUCGAAAAUCAUCGAGAAAUAAAGUAACUAUCAUUGGUACUCUACGGAAUAGUGAUGGUCCUGUAUUUGGAUCUGCAGAAUAUACUGGCUCUGUCUUGGAAAAUAAACCAGUGGGAACUAGUGUUUUGAGUGUAAGAGCACAAUAUCCUCAUGGUCAAACGGAAAAGCAGGUGGAAUACUUUUUAACUGCUGUGACUAAUGCUGCCGGUGUGCCACAAAGCCGUGUGUUUGCAAUUAAUCGGUUUAGUGGUGUCAUCUCAACUGCUUCAGUGCUGGACAGAGAAGGUGGUGCAAGGAUGUUUCACCUUGAUGUUUACGCAGUGGACACUGUAGCACAAAGCCCCAAGACUUCAAAAGCAAAG
Stegodyphus dumicola is the source of this 6110-nucleotide messenger RNA. RefSeq names its product cadherin-related tumor suppressor fat (gene ft). Gene Ontology annotation, molecular function: beta-catenin binding; calcium ion binding; cadherin binding. The record is from RefSeq and is a predicted model, not a curated record. Gene Ontology annotation, cellular component: plasma membrane; catenin complex. NCBI's taxonomy places the organism in Eukaryota, Metazoa, Arthropoda, Arachnida, Araneae, Eresidae. Gene Ontology annotation, biological process: multicellular organism development; cell migration; homophilic cell-cell adhesion.